This is a messenger RNA of Nilaparvata lugens (brown planthopper), 1606 nucleotides long. RefSeq names its product transcription termination factor 3, mitochondrial (gene mTerf3). The record is from RefSeq and is a predicted model, not a curated record. NCBI's taxonomy places the organism in Eukaryota, Metazoa, Arthropoda, Insecta, Hemiptera, Delphacidae. Gene Ontology annotation, molecular function: double-stranded DNA binding. Gene Ontology annotation, biological process: regulation of DNA-templated transcription; mitochondrial ribosome assembly. Gene Ontology annotation, cellular component: mitochondrion. The coding region runs from base 316 to 1422 and encodes 368 amino acids. The transcript has 5 exons.
GAUUCAAAAGGUCGUGGCUUGAUUCAUCGUCCAUCGUGUUUUUUUUUAAAUUUUAAAGGUUAUGUUUUUCUUAAUAUUCUAAUCCCAAGCCAUUCAUAUUGUUAUUUGUUUAAUCUUAAGAGUUUUUUAUGAUUGAAAACAUGAAACUAUUUUUUUGUUAAUGUAAUAUUCGUGGAAAUUGUUCUUGUGAUUCAUGAAUGUACCUAACUUUAUAGGAAGUGAAGCCGUGAUCCAUUAUACAACGGAAACAUUGCUUUAAAAAAUUAACAAAUACCAUAGCGUUUAUUAAUUUUUUGUUUUAAAUCUUAUUUGAUUAUGAAACGCAUGAAUUUGAUUUUUCGAUUGGGCAGUCAAUUAUCGUUAUCAUGUCCAGUCAAAACUCCGAUUGGUUUAUAUCAAAAUUUGUUAUGUUCUACCAGUUUGUUACCUCAGAGAUUUCAAUCUUCGGCUGUAUCGAGUUCCAAUAACCAUUUGCCAAGUAGUAUUGAUUAUAGUAAAGACGAUGUUUUUGAAAAAACUAUUGAAGAUUCAAAAGACGUCGUGACAUCAAGAAAACUUAUUGAUGUAUCCGACUAUGCACCAGUUUUAUUGCCUUCUUUCAAUUUAGCUGCCUAUGUAGACAAAUCAUCUAGUCUUCAAGAACUCGUAAAACUGGGUGUCAAUCUUUACAAGUUUGAUGCAAAAAUGAACGUUGUAGAGUAUAUUCUUACUUUGGAUUUUGAACGAGACAUAAAAAAUCAUUUAGUGUUUCUUAUUGAUAACGGCGCUCCUGCAGACUCUUUAGGUAAAUUUAUAACAAAAAAUCCUUUCAUAUUCAAAGAAACAAUUGAUAACCUACAAGUGAGAAUAAAUUAUCUGCUAUCAAAGAAGUUUCGUAUGGAGGAUGUUACAAGAAUAAUAACCAAAGAGCCUUUUUGGCUUUCUAAAAGUACCCAAGAAAUAGAUAGACGACUGGGAUUUUUUCAGAAAUAUUUCAACUUGAAUGGUGACGAAGUGAGAUUACUUACAUGUAGACGUCCUAAACUGAUCCUAAGAAAUUUGGAUGAUGUUAAGAUCAAAACAUUCGCUUUCAAAGAAGAGAUGGGAUUCAAUGACAUAGAAGUGAAAACUAUUCUUUUGGAUAAACCUAAAUUAUUUAUGUUGGACAGAAAUCAGUUAGUCGAGCAGUUCGAUUACGUUCACAACGUGAUGAAGCUCAGUCAUGAUGCGAUUCUGAAGCAUGUAAUGUUGCUGGGUAAUCGCAAGUUCCGGACUGAGCAGAGACACAGCUUCCUGGUGUCACUUGGGCGUGCCCAGUACGACCCAGCUCUGCCGCAGUACGUCUCUCCUUCAAGUCUGCUGCUCGGUGACGAUCUGCAAUUCUGUACAAACGUUGCUAAGGCUUCUGUAGAAUCAUUCAAUCUGUUUUUAAAAACUCUUUAGUAACGUACUUUGGACCGCACAAAUUGUGGCAUAACAUUGAUUUAUAGAUAGUAGUAUCCUAAUAAUAACUCGUCAAGUCAACUUGAAUAGAAACUGUUGAUCCAUUUUGUUUUGUAUUGUAAGAACAACAACACCUGUUGUUUAUCGUCGGAACGUGUGUAAAUAAACUAUUUUCUCAAUUACA